CUUUCACCUCUUCUCCCUUCCUCCUGCACUUCUUCAUCGACAGCCUGCAACCUCUCAGCUCGUCAUAGAAUCUCUGAAGAGCCACAGGACGUCUAACCAGCAACAUGCCAUCCUCAAAAGGCAAGCCUACCGACCCCAAGCUCAGGGAAAACCUGAAAGACAAGAUCAAGAAUGAAGGCAACAAGGAUGGAUCAGGUAAAGGUCAAUGGUCCGCAUGGAAGGCCGCCAAGUUAGGCAAAGAGUACGAAGCAAAGGGAGGAGAUUACGAGAACGAGGCUGGAUCGAAGAACGAGCCUAAGAAAGGGACUCCAGAGCCCAAGACAGAGUCCAAAAAGGCCAAAGAGACCAAAUCGACAAAGAGCAAAGAUGAACCAAAAGAGGAGGCCAAGGAGACCAAAUCGACAAAAGCAAAGGAGACCAAGGCGAAAUCUACCUCUACCAAGGAGACCAAAUCGACAGCCAAGUCCGGAUCCAAAGCUACUACAGACAGCAAGAGCAAGAGCUCUGCUUCCGCUACCAAGAAGGCUGCUCCCAAGGCUACCAAGUCGGCGGGCAAGAGGACUUCUGGAGCUACGGAGAAGAAGACUGCUGCGGCUGAAAAAUCCAAGGACGCUGCCGCCAAAAAGUCGAGUGCAAAGUCAAAGAAGACGGCGUCAAAGUGAUGGAGAGGAUGGACGUACAGGCGAACUGAGAAGGAUUGUUGUAUAUAUGGAGGAAAGCAAACCUUCGUGGUUAUCCGAAUGGCAUCGAGGUCUAUGGGUCCACGAUCGAUGGGACAGGUGUGCGCAAACCGUCCAUGAAUCUAAC
Messenger RNA from Kockovaella imperatae, 807 nucleotides. RefSeq lists its product as hypothetical. The record is from RefSeq and is a predicted model, not a curated record. The transcript is spliced from 3 exons. NCBI's taxonomy places the organism in Eukaryota, Fungi, Basidiomycota, Tremellomycetes, Tremellales, Cuniculitremaceae. Bases 105 to 662 code for a protein of 185 amino acids.